AUGAGGCCGGUGUUGUACUUCUUCUCGAUGUGUUACUUCAUUCUCCAAGAAGAAAUUCGUAACAAAGCCUUUGAAGCGUCACGAAAAGCUCGGUUGUCUAUUUCAAAAUAUUCGCACACUAUUCUUCAUGCGUCAAGAGGUGCGUGGUCUCGUCGGAAUUCUCCACUCUUGGACGCUUCGCCAGAUAAUGCAUUUGAUCGUCUCCGUAAACGUCGUCAAUCUGCUCCAGCAUUCACUUUAACCGUCCCGUCGGAGACCAUGCGAGAGGUCUAG
Cooperia oncophora is the source of this 273-nucleotide messenger RNA. The record is from the annotation of a GenBank genome assembly. Lineage: Eukaryota; Metazoa; Nematoda; Chromadorea; Rhabditida; Trichostrongylidae.